This is a messenger RNA of Cornus florida, 1424 nucleotides long. Its product is annotated as delta(12)-fatty-acid desaturase FAD2-like. The coding region runs from base 149 to 1300 and encodes 383 amino acids. The transcript has 2 exons. The record is from RefSeq and is a predicted model, not a curated record. NCBI's taxonomy places the organism in Eukaryota, Viridiplantae, Streptophyta, Magnoliopsida, Cornales, Cornaceae. Gene Ontology annotation, biological process: lipid metabolic process. Gene Ontology annotation, molecular function: oxidoreductase activity, acting on paired donors, with oxidation of a pair of donors resulting in the reduction of molecular oxygen to two molecules of water.
GUUCGCAGCUUAUAUAACAGCAUCCCUCUCCAAGAGAAAAGCCGGCAAUUGAACGGCCAUAAUCUCCUCCACUUUUAGAGUGAGAAACUAAAAGAAAAGGGCUCGUCGGAGGCCAAGGCGAAGAGCUUCUCUUUCAGGUCGUUGAACAAUGGGUGCAGGUGGCCGAAUGUCUGUUCCCCCUGAGAGCAAGAAGCCAGAAUCUGCUCACCUCCGACGAGUUCCCUACUCAAAACCACCAUUCACACUCGGUGAGGUCAAGAAAGCCAUCCCUCCCCAUUGUUUCAAGCGAUCCGUUCUUCACUCUUUCUCCUAUGUCUUUUAUGACCUCACUAUAGCCUUCAUUUUGUACUACAUUGCCACCAAUUAUAUUCACUUCCUUCCUUAUCCCCUUUCCUUCCUGGCCUGGUCUGUUUACGUGAUCAUCCAGGGCUGUGUCCUAACCGGUGUUUGGGUCAUAGCCCACGAGUGUGGCCACCAUGCCUUCAGUGAUUACCAGUGGCUUGAUGACACUGUUGGCCUCAUCCUCCACUCUGCUCUCCUCGUCCCUUACUUCUCCUGGAAAUAUAGUCAUCGCCGCCAUCAUUCUAACACAGGUUCCCUUGAGCGCGACGAAGUUUUUGUCCCCAAACACAAGUCAGAAAUGAAAUGGUUUGCCAAGUACAUUAACAACCCGCCUGGCCGUGUCUUCAUGCUUGUUGUGCAGCUCACUCUAGGUUGGCCUUUGUACCUACUAUUCAAUGUUUCAGGCAGACAUUAUGAUCGGUUUGCUUGUCACUUUGACCCCUAUGGCCCCAUAUACUCUGACCGUGAGCGUCUUCAAAUAUACCUAUCUGAUGCUGGUGUUCUUGGCGUCACUUAUGGCCUUUACCGGCUUGCAGUAGCAAAAGGACUUGCUUGGGUUCUAUGUGUUUAUGGAGGACCGUUGCUGAUUGUGAAUGGUUUUCUUGUGUUGAUAACUUACUUGCAGCAUACUCACCCCUCCUUGCCGCAUUAUGAUUCCUCGGAGUGGGACUGGUUUAGAGGAGCUCUGGCAACCGUCGACAGAGAUUAUGGGAUUCUAAACAAGGUGUUCCAUAAUAUUACUGAUACUCAUGUGGCACACCAUUUGUUCUCAACGAUGCCUCAUUAUCAUGCCAUGGAGGCCACAAAGGCGAUAAAGCCGAUAUUGGGAGAUUAUUACCAGUUUGAUGGGACUCCAGUUUUCAAGGCCAUGUGGAGAGAAGCUAAAGAGUGUAUUUAUGUUGAAGCAGACGAAGGUAACCAGAGCAAAGGUGUGUUCUGGUACAAUAAUAAGCUUUGAUGUCAAAUGCAUUUGGAGGAGUUCUAUUUUCAUGUUAGAACAUUAGCUUCCAUUUCUUGGUAAUCUUCGUUAAUUGCUUUGUACUGAACCUCUAAUUUUAGUUUAAUUAUUCCUGUUUAAGAUU